Eremomyces bilateralis CBS 781.70 is the source of this 1128-nucleotide messenger RNA. RefSeq lists its product as uncharacterized. The record is from RefSeq and is a predicted model, not a curated record. The annotation marks the transcript as partial. NCBI's taxonomy places the organism in Eukaryota, Fungi, Ascomycota, Dothideomycetes, Eremomycetales, Eremomycetaceae. The transcript has 2 exons.
AUGGCUAACAAUAGCCCGCUCCCAGACGAUUCACUUCAAUCUCACACUCGCACUUCCCCUUCGUCUAUUUCUACUCUCGGUUCCUCCAUCACUGGAAACUUCACUAGUUCUCCCCUCAAAUCGGUCCCAUCCGGUUGCCCGCUCUCUUCACCUGCGCAGCAACACAUUGAUCGUCUCAUCCUGAAACCGAUUAAAGCGGAAGCAGGUCUUCAGGAAUUCCACCCUCUCAUUGACGAUAUCCCUCGCCGCAUUGGCAGUGGUGAAAUCAGCAACCUUCGUGACCUUGAAAAAGUUCUCAUCCUUCUCGCGCCAGUAAGUCCCCAUACAAUCUUGUGUGGUUCGCAGGCUUAUCAUUCGAUGUCCGGAAAGACCAUCGCCGUAUCGUCCAAGAACUACCUCCGGUUCUGCGAACAGUCGAUUCGCGUCCUCAUCUCCACCGUCGAAUACCUUCCACCUCGCGAUCUUCAACUCCCUUCCGACCGUCCAUAUUCUAACGGGUACUUCCUUGACCUCGUCGCACAGGUCCGGAAUUACGCACAGAUCAUGGCGACCACUCGUGCUAGAGAGGCCGCUGGUCAGCCUCUAGCGGAAGACGACUAUCAUCCAAGCGAGAAACUCAGUCUUCGCGGCGGCCUGAGUGAGGACGGGACCACCAUCGAACUUGUUCGCACCCGCAAGGGUGGCGAGCCCAUCCCUAUCGCCGCAGAAAGCCAACUGCACCCCGUUCAAUCGAAACCAGCCUCGUUUAAGCGCCCAGUUUACGAGGACUCAGACGAUGAGAGCGUCCACCGCUCCAUGGCUCGCCGAAAGAAGAACGAACCGCCGUCGGAUGUCAUCCAUCACUGCCCCAGCUGUGACAAGGAGUUCAAACGUCCUUGUGACCUGACGAAGCACGAGAAGACGCAUUCGCGUCCCUUCAAGUGCAGGGUGAGAAGCUGCAAGUAUCACGAAUAUGGCUGGCCCACAGAGAAGGAGUGCGAGCGUCACUACAAUGACAAACAUGCUGCUAAUCCCCACCAAUACCGAUGUACCUUCUCCGGUUGUACCUACACGUCAAAGCGUGAGUCGAACUGCAAACAGCACAUGGAGAAGGCGCACAAUGUUCCAUACAUUCGAUCCAAGUCCAAC